AUGGGUAAAGAGAAGACUCAUAUCAACGUCGUCGUUAUCGGCCACGUCGACUCCGGCAAGUCGACCACCACCGGUCACUUGAUCUACAAGUGCGGUGGCAUCGACAAGCGUACGAUCGAGAAGUUCGAGAAGGAAGCCGCCGAGUUGGGCAAAGGCUCCUUCAAGUACGCGUGGGUGCUCGACAAGCUGAAGGCCGAGCGUGAGCGUGGUAUCACGAUCGACAUUGCCCUCUGGAAGUUCGAGACUCCCAAAUAUUAUGUCACUGUGAUUGACGCCCCCGGUCAUCGCGAUUUCAUCAAGAACAUGAUCACUGGUACCUCCCAGGCUGAUUGCGCCAUUCUCAUCAUCGCCGCCGGCACUGGUGAGUUCGAGGCCGGUAUCUCCAAAGAUGGCCAGACUCGUGAGCACGCCCUGCUUGCCUACACCCUCGGCGUCAAGCAGCUCAUCGUCGCCAUCAACAAGAUGGACACCACCAAGUGGUCCGAGGAGCGCUUCAACGAGAUCAUCAAGGAGACCUCUUCCUUCAUCAAGAAGGUCGGCUACAACCCAAAGACCGUUCCUUUCGUCCCCAUCUCCGGCUUCAACGGCGACAACAUGAUCGACAACUCGCCCAACUGCCCAUGGUACAAGGGUUGGGAGAAGGAGACCAAGACCAAGACGACUGGCAAGACCCUCCUCGAGGCCAUCGAUGCCAUCGACACCCCAUCCCGUCCAUCCGACAAGCCUCUCCGUCUUCCCCUCCAGGAUGUCUACAAGAUUGGUGGUAUUGGGACGGUUCCCGUCGGCCGUGUCGAGACCGGCGUCAUCAAGGCCGGCAUGGUCGUUACCUUCGCUCCCGCUGGUGUCACCACCGAAGUCAAGUCCGUCGAGAUGCACCACGAGCAGCUCGUCGAGGGUCUGCCAGGUGACAACGUCGGCUUCAACGUCAAGAACGUCUCUGUCAAGGAGAUUCGCCGUGGCAACGUCGCCGGUGACUCGAAGACCGAUCCGCCAAAGGGUGCCGACUCCUUCAACGCCCAGGUCAUUGUCCUCAACCACCCUGGUCAGGUCGGUGCCGGCUACGCACCCGUCUUGGAUUGCCACACCGCCCAUAUCGCCUGCAAGUUCUCUGAGCUCCUCGAGAAGAUCGAUCGCCGUACCGGCAAGUCCAUUGAGGCCUCUCCAAAAUUCAUUAAAUCUGGGGAUGCCGCUAUCGUCAAGAUGAUUCCCUCCAAGCCCAUGUGCGUGGAGGCCUUCACCGAGUACCCACCUCUCGGCCGCUUCGCCGUCCGUGACAUGCGUCAGACCGUCGCUGUCGGUGUGAUCAAGAGUGUAGCUAAAUCCACAGCUUCGGGCGGCAAAGUGACCAAGGCUGCUGUCAAGGCUUCCAAGAAGUAA
Recurvomyces mirabilis is the source of this 1377-nucleotide messenger RNA. It is a transcript of the gene TEF1, whose product is annotated as translation elongation factor EF-1 alpha. The record is from RefSeq and is a predicted model, not a curated record. Gene Ontology annotation, biological process: translational elongation; translation. Gene Ontology annotation, molecular function: GTP binding; translation elongation factor activity; GTPase activity. The transcript is spliced from 8 exons. Bases 1 to 1377 code for a protein of 458 amino acids. Lineage: Eukaryota; Fungi; Ascomycota; Dothideomycetes; Mycosphaerellales; Teratosphaeriaceae.